Messenger RNA from Formica exsecta, 1128 nucleotides. RefSeq lists its product as uncharacterized. Gene Ontology annotation, molecular function: RNA-DNA hybrid ribonuclease activity; nucleic acid binding. Bases 1 to 1128 code for a protein of 375 amino acids. The record is from RefSeq and is a predicted model, not a curated record. NCBI's taxonomy places the organism in Eukaryota, Metazoa, Arthropoda, Insecta, Hymenoptera, Formicidae. The transcript has 3 exons.
AUGGAGCUGGUCAUAUUCACUCGCAGAUACAAGCUGGGCACUGUAGUGGGGCCCACCUUGGGAGGCAUCAGGUUGACACCGGCCGUGUCAGUGAAAUAUCUGGGAGUCAUCCUAGACAGGAAGCUGACAUGGAAGGAGCACCUGGACAAUCGGUGUAAGAGUGUAACCUCUUAUUUCUGGCUGUGCAGAAACUCCUUUGGCCAGACCUGGGGCCUCAGGCCGGGAAUGGUCUACUGGAUUUAUACUGCCAUUCUUAGACCUAAGCUGCUGUAUGCUGCAGUAGUAUGGUGGCCUAGGAUACAGCUAGCGUUGGCGAAAAUAUCGCUGGAGCACCUGAUGGCUCUUAUUUUAAGAGGGGCUAUGAGAACCACGCCAACUGCGGUUAUGGGAGUGCUGCUCGGAUGGGGCGGUGAAUCCAUCCCACUCGGUGAAUUUGCCACGGUCUUCCAAGCGGAGAUAGUGGCGAUCUUGUGCUGUGCACAAGGACUUCUCGCUAAUAAAGAGAGGGGCCAGCGCAUCAGCAUCUGCUCGGACAGCCAGGCGGCUCUGAGGACCCUUAGUGCUCCGAUUACUACCUCCAAACUGGUCUGGGAAUGCAGAGGCACCCUGGGAGAACUUGCGAGGGACAACGAGGUUGCUCUGAUCUGGGUGCCUGGGCACUCUGGUAUCAAGGGCAAUAAGGCGGCCGACCAGCUUGCUAGAGCUGGCUCGGAGACUGCUCUAGGCAAAAGGGAGAUUGGUCGCUGGCUGCGGAACCAGCAUUUGGCCUCCUGGAGGGGCGCGGCCGAAUGCAGGCAGGCGAAGGCUCUCCUUGGAGAUUCUCUGAGAGAGGACCUCGCCAGCAGCAUCAAAAAACUAAGUAGACGAGAGGCCGGGCUAGUAACUCGCAUUCUCACGGGACACGGCACUCUCAAUUACCACCUGCAGAAAUUGGGCAUCAGUAUGAGGCCCAACUGCAGGAAAUGUGACGCACCGGAGGAAACCAGCCUCCAUGUGCUGUGUGACUGCCCGGCCUAUGCCAGGGUCAGACUGGUACUGCUGGUCUCUGCUUUCCUGGAGUCCCAGCAGGUGGGUGAUCUCCCAGGCAGGACUCUCCUCCUCUUUUGUAGGAGAUUGGGCCUGAACUGA